CGUUACUGUAUUCAAUAACACAUGUCAAGGUUAUAGGUAUUACAAAGUUUAUGUAUUGUGGAAAAUAAAAAGCCGGAAAACUUAGAAGUUAGUGAAUUUACUUAAAAAUUCUGGUUAAGUGAACGAAUGUUUCAUUUUAAACAAUAUAAAAAAAUGAAUAUUGCAUUUCAACAUACAACCAGAUUAAUAACGAGGCAUGUGAAAAGAAAACUGUUGCGAAAGUAUUCAACUGAAUCGUUAGUAGUUACCAAAGAAGUAGAGAGGGCAGGACUUAUUAUUCUCAAUAGACCUCACGUUUUAAAUGCUCUUAAUGAAAUAAUGAUCAAUGAAACAAUAGAACUACUUUCAAAAUGGGAAACUAAAAAAGAAUUUGUUGUUAUAAAAGGGAUAGAAUCUAGAGCAUUUUGUACUGGAGGAGACAUAUUAGAAUGCCUCAAGGCUAUUGAAAGGACUAAAAAUAUUAAUAUAUUAUAUAAAUAUAUAAAAAAAUUGAAUGAAAUAUUAUAUUUAUUAUUUACUUAUAAAAUACCAAUAAUUUCAAUAAUUGAUGGUAUAGCUUUUGGAGCAGGAGCAUCAAUGGCUGUUUUUUCAAAACAUCCAGUAGUUACAGAAAAUACUUUAUUAUCAAUGCCCGAGGUUAAAUUUGGUUUCCAUCCAAAUGCAGGAGGAUCAUACUUCCUAAAUAAACUUGAUAUACCUCUCCGUAAUUUCCUGGCAUUAACAGGACAUGUAUUGAAAGGAGCAGAUUUAAUUCACAUAGGAUACUCUAAAAACUUUUGCUACAGUAAAAAUAUAAAGAAAAUGGAAGAAGAUAUUCUAAAUUGCUCAGUUACAAAUGACCAGCAUUUUAAUAUUGAGAAAUAUUGCGAAAAAACUAUACCAGAAAGCUACGUAGCUACAUUAAUAGAUAAAAUUAAUAGAUGUUUUAAUGAAGAAACUGUUGAAGAUAUUAUUUCAAAGCUUAAAGAUGAUAACUCUCUUUGGUCUAAAGAAACGAGAAGAUUACUGGAGACUUAUUCACCUACAAGCUUAAAAGUUAUUCUUAGACAAAUGCAAAUAACCAGAAAUAUGAACUUGAGAGAUUGCUUAACAUUGGAAAGUAACUUAUCUCCUAAUUUUUACAGAUUCACGGACGUCUUGGAAGGAACCAAAGCUAUUAUUGUGGAUAAGACAUAUAAACCGAUGUGGAAUCCAUCGAAAUUAUCAGAUGUCACAGAAGAAUUAAUUCAAAAUCAUUUCAAAUCAAAUAACGAUAUAUCGCAUAAAGAAAUGUUGGAUAGAAGAGACACUCUGCAAAAUGAUUCGAAUAAUAAAUAAAUAUUUCGUUAUUA
Messenger RNA from Diorhabda carinulata, 1331 nucleotides. RefSeq names its product 3-hydroxyisobutyryl-CoA hydrolase, mitochondrial-like. The transcript has 3 exons. Bases 127 to 1317 code for a protein of 396 amino acids. Gene Ontology annotation, biological process: L-valine catabolic process. Lineage: Eukaryota; Metazoa; Arthropoda; Insecta; Coleoptera; Chrysomelidae. The record is from RefSeq and is a predicted model, not a curated record. Gene Ontology annotation, cellular component: mitochondrion. Gene Ontology annotation, molecular function: 3-hydroxyisobutyryl-CoA hydrolase activity.